CCAACUCCAUAACACAAAACCCUCAUUUGGCGCCCUAACCCCUUCACUAUACUUUCCUCUAUUCAGAUUCAUUUCCCUCACUCAAUCCCAAUCCUCUUCAAACCAAACCCUUACUCUUCCAUUCUCAUUUCGAAACCAUCAUGAAGGUCCGAUUAAUGAAAAUGAGGGAGGCCCACACCCAAAAAGGCGGCCGUGCUUCCUUCUGCUCACUCGUAUGGGACCAGAAAGCCGAACAUCUCGUCACCGCUUCCUCUUCCGAUGUCUCCGUCUCGAUUCAUAACCCUCUUCUUCCUUCUACCGCUCCUAAGAUUCUCCGUCACCACCGUGAUGGUGUUACUGCUUUGGCUCUUAGCCCUAAUUCCACUUGUCUUGCUUCUGGAUCUGUGGAUCACUCCGUUAAACUCUACAAAUUUCCAGGUGGAGAGUUCGAGACAAAUAUUACAAGGUUUACACUUCCGAUACGUUCCUUAGCAUUUAACAAGAAAGGAAGCAUGUUAGCAGCUGCAGGUGAUGAUGAGGGCAUCAAGCUCAUAAACACAGUCGAUGGCUCUAUUGCGAGGGUUCUGAAGGGGCACAAAGGACCAGUUACUGGCUUAGCUUUCGACCCUAAUGGUGAAUACUUGGCAUCUCUGGAUUCAAUUGGAACCGUUAUCAUCUGGGAACUCCACUCAGGGAAAAACCUUCACAACCUUAAGGGCAUAGCUCCUGACACUGGGUUAGAUCUUUUAACCAUGAAUGUUCUUUGCUGGAGUCCGGAUGGUGAGACCUUAGCCAUUCCCGGGUUGAAAAAUGAUGUCGUGAUGUAUGAUAGGGACACUGCUGAGAAGUUGUUCACUCUUAGAGGAGAUCAUACUCAGCCUAUAUGUUUUUUGUGUUGGUCACCCAAUGGCAAGUACAUGGCCACCUCUAGUUUAGAUAAGCAGAUUCUGAUAUGGGAUGUUGAUAAGAAGCAGGAUAUUGACAGACAGAAGUUCGAUGAAAGAGUGUGUUGCAUGACUUGGAAGCCGAUCGGGAAUGCCUUGGCUGUUAUUGAUGUUAUGGGAAAGUACGGUAUAUGGGACAAUGUUAUUCCUUCAUCUAUGAAGUCUCCAACCGAGGAUAUACCUAUGUUGGGCAAGAACAGUAAUGGGCUUCUUUUGUUUGACGAGGAGGAAGAGGACAAUAGUGUUAGUGGGAGCUUGAGUGAUCUUGGUGAAAAUAGUAACGGUGAGUUUGAGCCACCAACUAGCAGGAAAAGAUUGCGCAAACAUUCCUUUAGCGAGGAAAAUUUGGAUGAGGAUGGAGAAGAAUAUGGAAUUGAUCUAUUUCCAAAGGUUGAGUCUCACAAGAAAAGAAACCGGUCAGUCAAAGAAAAUUUGAAUAAUGGCAGUGUGGGAUUUAGAAGCACAAUGGUAACAUCUAAGACAAAAAUGCAGGAGGCAUUUCAAUCAGGAGCCACUCCAGUACAGCCUGGAAAAAGGCGCUUCUUAUGCUAUAAUAUGCUUGGAAGUAUAACCACUGUCGAUCACGAUGGAUACUCUCAUAUUGAGAUUGAUUUUCAUGAUACUGGAAGCAGUCCUCGAGUUCCAUCAAUGACUGACCAUUUUGGAUUUACAAUGGCUGCACUGAAUGAAAAUGGAAGUGUCUUUGCAAAUCCUUGCAAGGGGGAGAAGAACAUGAGCACCCUCAUGUAUCGCCCAUUUAGCAGCUGGGCUAGCAAUAGCGAGUGGUCUAUGCGCUUUGAAGGCGAAGAAGUAAAGGUUGUUGCACUUGGGGCUUCUUGGGUGGCUGCAGUGACAAGUUUUAACUAUCUUCGCAUCUUUACUGAAGGUGGUAUGCAGAGACAUGUAAUUUCGCUAGAUGGGCCACCGGUGACUGCAUCAGGUUUCAAGGAUAAGCUUGUAGUUGUUACUCAUGCUUCUGAUUGUCUUUCCUCAAAUGAGCAGGUGUUAGAGUUUAGUUUAUUUAAUAUAGCACAGGGGACCCAACCCCUUCGAGGCCGCUUGCCGAUAACUCCUGGUUCUUCUUUAAGUUGGUUUGGGUUUAGUGAAGAGGGCCAAUUGUGUUCGUACGAUUCCAAGGGUGUGCUAAGAUUAUAUACAAGUCAAUUUGGUGGAAGCUGGUUCCCAGUCUUCAGUGCUAUUAAAGAGAAGAAAACAGAUGAAAACUAUUGGAUGGUGGGUUUGAAUACAAACAAGUUAGUUUGUGUAGUAUUGAAAAAGCCUGAAUCCUUCCCACAGGUGGUGCCUAAACCAAUUCUCACUUUAAUGAAUCUUUCAUUUCCACUUGCUACAUCUGAUUUGGGAGCUGAGGCCCUUGAAAAUGAGUUUAUGAUGAACAGCAUGCAUCUCUUUGAGGUUCAGAAAAAGAUGGAAGAAAUGGAUAAUGCUGGUUUGGAUGCUAGUUUACUUGAUGACGAUGCUUUCAAUUUGGAAGCAGCACAAGAUAGAUGCAUACUAAGGCUAAUAGCAUCAUGCUGCAAUAGUGAUAAACUUGUGAGAGCUACUGAACUUGUCAAGCUUUUGUCACUGGAGAAAUCAAUGAAAGGUGCAAUAAAACUUGUUACUGCUCUGAAACUUCCAAAUUUGGCUGAAAAAUUCAACGACAUAUUGGAGGAAAGGCUAUACAAUGAAGUUAAAAAGACUACGGAAACCAACCUCAAGGAAAACAGUUCUGCACCUGUUACAUCAGAUACUCUACCUACCAGUAGCAAGGCCGAAACAUCGAAAGCAUCUAUUAUUUCAUCAUCACCAAACUUAUCUGCACCAUCCUUCAUAAAGAAAAAUAAAACACAAGAGGCAGCUAUAGAUGGAAUGAAUAAACCUGCAAUUGUUAACGGAAGUAUGAAGACAGGAGGAGAUGAAACAAGUGACAAGAAAGGUAAGGAGGCAAUGCAGGCUCCUCCUCAUCCACUUGGUUCCUCGGUAAAGCCGACAAAUAAGCCUGGAGUUGACAAAUCAGAGCCUAGUUUGGUGACACCAACCAGACCGUCCAAUCCAUUUUUGAAGUCCUCAAUGAAAUGAAUAUAUUUUUCUGGUUUAAGACAGAGUUGUCACGUAGAUAUCAAAUGUCUAAGAUAUAUGGUAUUUUAUGGAGUGGCUUGCUUAUUGAGUAUAUGCCAUAUUGGACAACUAAUGCAACACCUUUUAAUAUUGUGAGGAGCAUGCAAAUCGAAAUCACUAAAAAAAUAUUAUAAAAUAGCAAAAAGGUUGUUGGUUGUACAAAAAUGAUGUUCUUAUAUCAUUCCUCAUUAGUUAAUGGAAACUGACAUAAUACCAAGUUCAAUUUAUAUAUCAAA
Medicago truncatula (barrel medic) is the source of this 3277-nucleotide messenger RNA. Its product is annotated as WD repeat and HMG-box DNA-binding protein 1. The coding region runs from base 141 to 3002 and encodes 953 amino acids. The record is from RefSeq and is a predicted model, not a curated record. The transcript is spliced from 12 exons. Gene Ontology annotation, cellular component: nuclear replication fork. Gene Ontology annotation, molecular function: chromatin binding; protein binding. NCBI's taxonomy places the organism in Eukaryota, Viridiplantae, Streptophyta, Magnoliopsida, Fabales, Fabaceae. Gene Ontology annotation, biological process: DNA-templated DNA replication; DNA repair; mitotic cell cycle.